AUGUCCAAAUACGUGAACGACCUCGGCACGCGUCUUUUCCACUCGGUGGCCAACCGGGCCGGCGAUCUGGGCGAGAAGUUCGAGGAGGAAUUCUCGUAUCUGGCGCAGAACGUGACGCGCGACGUAACGGUGAUCGUGGACGAGGCAGUCUCGCUGUCGCCCUACAUUAAAGUGGGGCUGGUGUGUGCCUCGAUAUUCCUCGUGCUCCUCUCCAUUCGACUGUUGGCAUACGGUAUCCGAGCCCUUGUGAACAAGCGUCGCCGCCAUAUGUGGAUGAACUGCGAGUACUCGGAGCAUACGCCGCCGAUCAUCCUAAUGCUUCCGACGGAUGACGGGACGUACAGUCAGAGUCGAAUGCUGUCCGAACCCGAAUCACGACGUCUUCUAAAGGGACUCCAUUCAGCUGACGGGCAAAAGACGGCACUACUCACCCAACUACAGACUACAGACAAACACUUGCACAAUGUGCUGUCGAAUGUG
Molecule: messenger RNA, 480 nt
Organism: Mesorhabditis spiculigera
Lineage: Eukaryota; Metazoa; Nematoda; Chromadorea; Rhabditida; Rhabditidae
Source: the annotation of a GenBank genome assembly